Antechinus flavipes (yellow-footed antechinus) is the source of this 6781-nucleotide messenger RNA. It is a transcript of the gene AKAP12, whose product is annotated as A-kinase anchoring protein 12. The record is from RefSeq and is a predicted model, not a curated record. NCBI's taxonomy places the organism in Eukaryota, Metazoa, Chordata, Mammalia, Dasyuromorphia, Dasyuridae. Gene Ontology annotation, molecular function: protein kinase A binding; calmodulin binding. Gene Ontology annotation, cellular component: cytoplasm. Gene Ontology annotation, biological process: signal transduction; regulation of protein kinase C signaling. The coding region runs from base 603 to 5675 and encodes 1690 amino acids. The transcript has 4 exons.
GAGCUGAAGGUCACACACCACACAGAAGGCUGUUCGUGGAGCUAUCAAUCAUUUAAUAAAACCCAGUUAAUCCAAUUUUGGUGUGCAUAUGUGUGUGUGGGGUGGGGGGGCAUUUGCCUCCUCUUUCUCCGGGUUCUUCUCCAGCAAAUCUGGGGUAGAUGCCUAUGAGGUACUCUCAGAGGCAAUGCGCUGGUUGCUGUGAAAUCAGGGGUUAAAGCUUUAAUUGAAGGUAUCUCUGCUGGCUGUUGUAGCGCCUAACUGCUUGGGGUGGGAGAUGCUGCUGCUGCUCCUGCUGCUGCUGCAAGGCGUGUCUGAGGCUGAGCUCAUGUGAUGAAGAGAGGGAAAAACAAGGGUGGGGGAGGAGGCAUAGAGGUGGUGGCUUUUUUUUUUUUUUAAAGGAGUUUGCAGAGAGCUUGUCGCCCUCAUUCGCAGUCCCGACUCAUCUCGAAGAGGCAGGUGAAUCCAAGUGGUUGGGGACUACGGUCCCUAAGGAGUCUGUCCUCCCUCUUCCCCAACCGACUGCUGGGAAUCUCCGUGAGAUUGGUGAAAAGCCGAUCGGUGCGGUGUGUUGCGGCUGACCCGAGGAGAACCGCAGUGGAGCCAUGGGCGCGGGGAGCUCGACAGUGACGGCGCAGCCGGGGUCGCCUCUGGAUGCACCCGAGCCGGGAGCUGCAGGGGCCCCGGCGCUAGCGGAGCAGGAGAACAGCAGCCCCUCUUCGGAGGCUGCAGCCACAGCUGCAGCAGCUGCGCUGGAACCUCCGGUAGACCACGACACGAGCGCAGCCCCCGCUUCUCCCAAGCUUCUACAGAAGAAUGGACAGAUAAACAACAUUAAUGGCAUACCAGAAGAACAAACAGGAGAUACACACGAGCAGCAAGAAGCAAUUGUUUUAGAUGUUGGACAAAGAGACUCCGAAAACAUGAUUGAAAAAGAUGAGCUGGAUAAUACUCUGGUAGCUAGAUCAGCAUCUAGUGUGCAGGAUGUUCAGGGGACUGUGCAUGAAAUAAUUGAGCAAAUGCCUUUGUCAGAAGAUAACAUAGAAGAGUUGGAGCAACCUACAGAAUCUCACUCAAAUGAUGUUGGAUUUAAAAAGGUGUUUAAGUUUGUUGGCUUUAAAUUUACUGUGAAAAAGGAUAAGAGUGAUAAGUCUGACCCUGUUGAAUUACUCACAGUCAAAAAAGAUGAAUAUGAUGAUGGAGAAGCGAAUGGAGCUGAUGAUUAUCAAGAUUCAGGUUCAGAAAAUGAAGCAUUAUCUAAAGAGAUUGAAUCAACUCAAUUAGUUGGGACAGAUGAAGAAAGCCAAAAAGAGAGUGCAGAUCCUGAGGAAGGCAAGAAUUCUGAUGAAGAGAAACAAGAAAAAGUAGGCAACAAAUCUUCUGAAUCUGAAAGUAUAUCAUCAUUCAAAAAGUUUUUCAGUCUAGGUUGGGCUGGCUGGAGAAAAAAGACCACUUAUAAGAAAUCUAAGGAGGAUGAGCCAGAUACUUCUGAGAAGAAAAAGGAACAAGAAGUGGGGAAAGGCGAUAUAGUUGAAAUUUAUGAAGGAAAGAAAAAUGAACAAUCAACUGAACAUCUACCCCACCAUGAGGCCAUUGAAAGUACAAAAGAUUCCAGUGUGUCUGAGAAUGAAAAAGUACAUAGGUCUCCUGAAGAUCAAGUUCAAGGACAAAUACUUUGUGAAGAAAAAACUGCUCCUUUAGCCACAGAAGUGUUUGAUGAAAAGGUAGAAACAGUAGCAGAAGUUCAUGUCAGUACCGUGAAAGAGCAAGAACAAAUAGAAAAUCAGAGUGUUGAGGUAGAACAGGUUGUUGGGUCUUUUGUCCUUGCAGCAAUUGAAACAAAUGCAGAUUUGAAGAAAGCUGAAGUGACAGAGAAGUUGGUCAAGACCAAAGAAGUGGUAUGUGCUUCUGGAGAUGAUUAUGUUAAACUAGCUGAACCAAGUCCUGAAGUAUCAGUCUUGUGUCAGCAACAUGAAGGCAUCACAAAUGAGGUAGAAAUACUGUCCUCGCAAGAAAGAGGGAGAUUGCAAGGAAGCCCAUUAAAGAAACUUUUUAUUGGUACUGGAUUAAAAAAACUGUCUGGAAAGAAACAUAAGGGGAAAAGAGGAGAUGAUGAAAUGAAGCCAGACGAAUCAGGGGAGCUUAUACAAGUGUCAGGAGAUUCUCCAGAAACUCCAGAGGAACAAAAAGGUGAAAGUUCUGCUUCAUCCCCUGAAGAACUGGCUGAGGUAACCUCUGUAGAGAAAGGUAUUGUAGAAGCACCACAGGAGGUUGAGAUUGAAGAAGAAGGAGCUGUUUCAGAUGGAGAGAAAAAGAGAGAAGGUGUCACUCCCUGGGCCUCUUUUAAAAAGAUGGUGACACCCAAGAAACGUAUUAGAAGGCUUUCUGAAAGUGAUAAGGAAGAUGAAAUUGAGAAAGUAAAGAGUGCUACCCUUUCUUCGACUGAAAGUGCAGUCUCUGAUAAUCAGGAGGAGAUGAAAGGACAUGGGGAGGAUCAGAAGAUAGAAGAGCCAAAGCGUAAGGUUGAUACUUCAGUGUCCUGGGAAGCCUUAAUUUGUGUUGGAUCUUCCAAGAAAAGAGCAAGGAAGUCAUCAUCUUCUGAUGAAGAAGGAGGUUCUAAAGUUGUUAAUGGAGAUUCCCAGAAAACAGAAGAUACAGGAAAAAGUAAAGAAUCUGGGACCGAAAUAACACAUAUGAAUUCCCAUGAAGGUGAUCAAGGGCAGAUAAAUUCUUCCCCUGAGCUAGCUGGAAGCCCAGUUGAAGGAGAGGGAGUUUCCACAUGGGUGUCAUUUAAAAGAUUAGUUACUCCAAGAAAAAAGUCAAAAUCAAAAAUGGAAGAGAGAAAUGAGGAAUCUGUAACUAUUUCUGGCAUAGAACAUUCUCUUUCAGAGAUAGAACCUGUGAAAGAAGAAUCUUGGGUUUCAAUCAAGAAACUCAUUCCUGGUCGGAGAAAGAAAAGGUUAGAUGGGAAACAAGAACAAAUUCCUGCUGAAGAAGACCAAACAGGAGUUAAUGAAGAUGAUUCUGACAUCCCAGCUGUUGUUCCUUUAUCUGAAUAUGAUGCAGCAGAACAAGAGAAAAUUGAAGCCCAACAAGCAAAAAACAUCAAAGCAGAAAAAACAAGUCUGCAUGAGGAGAAAUCUGAUCAAGUAGAAGGUCUGAAAACAGAGGAGACAAUUGAAGGACUGGUUCAUGCAGUUAGUGUGACUGUUGUAGAGGGGGAAAGAGCAGUUACAAGUAUUGAAGAAAGGUCACCAUCCUGGAUUUCUACUAAAAUCACAGAACCUGUUGAAGAAGCAUCAGAUCAGCCAAAACAACAGACUGAGAUAUUUGAAAAAGAGGUCCUUGUUGAAAUACCUGUUGCUAAAACCUUGCCAGAUAUAAAAGACACUAGCAGUGAUAUGAUUGUUAGUGAGCUAGAGUUAACUUCUGAAGCAGUGACAGCUCCAGAAGAGGCAACAGAAAUAACCGAAGCCUCUUGUGCAGAAGAGACUACUGAAAUGGUUUCUGCAGUUUCACAGUUGACUGACUCUCCUGAUACUACAGAAGAAGCUACACCUGUGCAGGAGGUUGAAGAUGACACACCAGAUUUAGAAACUCUAAAGCAACGAACUCAGGAAAUAAUCCAGGCAGUUAUAGAAAAAGUUAAGCAAUCUGAAGAAACUGAGAUUACAGAAACGAUUAUUUCAGGGGACACAAAAACAGUUCAGAGUCUUGAAACUAAAAUACCAGACAAAGUGAAUGAGAAAAAAGCUGAACAAAGUAGUGAUCACCCAGAGAUCAGCUUAGAAAUUGGAGAAGCAAUUGGGUUAGAUAACACUAAAGUGAUGCAUGCUGAGGUGCAAGAACAGGUACAAGGAACAAAAACUGAAGAUAAAACCAUUAAUGAUGGCCAACAAGAAAUAAUUGAACAAACACCUUCAAAAACCUUACAUAAGUUUAAUGAAGUUGAAAGGAGUUUAGAAGUGAAGGAAUGUAGAACAUACAAUGAUUUUACAACUUAUCACGUUGAGAGUACAGGCAUUGAGACAUCACAAAUUCCAAUGAAACGGAAAACACCAGUUGAAAUAAAUAUAGAUGGAGGUACUCUCCUGGUACAUUUUGAAGAUAUAAGUAUAAAACAGCAAGAAGGCAGUGAUGGUGAUUCUGCACCUGCAUUAGCAUCUGAAAUUGUAGAAACAACAGUGGUCACUGUAUCAAGUGAUAAACCUCCAGAAAGUCCUGGUUUCCAGUCUUCACAGGGAAAUAAAGAACAAUCUAAAGUGGAAGAGAAACAGAUAGUUACACAAACAUUACAGAACAUUUCAGGAACUGAAGUGGUGCAAGAUUCAGGUCCCAUUGUUGAUCAGGAAAUGAAAGAUACAAACAUUGCAAAAGAACCAAUCUCUUUAGACAUGGAAGUGAUGGAAUUAUCUGAUCAGACCAACAUACACCAAGUUGAACUGAAAGAUGAAAAAGUUACUGAAGAAGAGAUUGCACUUCAAAAUCGAAUCAGUUCUCACUCAGCUUCAGUGGAAGAAAAGGUCUUGGUUCAGGAAGAGACAAUAUCCUCAGAAAUUCUCAAAAUGCAGUGCUCUAAGACUCAAAAAACAUCUUUACCAUUAACAGCUGCAACAAUAGUAGAAGAGGCUAUAGCAGAAGCUGUCAAACUUUCAGAAAUAUCAGUUGAAACUCUGGAUUCUGUAAAUGUUCAAUUAGUAACUGAAAAAAUACCCUCUGAAAGCCUGAAAGACUCUGAUAUUGCUUGGAAAGACCAAGCAAGACUCAUGGAAAAGCAGUCUCUAACAGAAUCUGUAUUUCAAGAAAAAGCAGAAACAGUUGUGGUAUCUGCUACUACAGAGACUACCAAAAGUUCUGGUUUCAUAAAAACACCAAAAGAAGAGUCUCAGAAACUCUCAGAUGCAGCCAGUGUUGAAGUUGUUACUCAGGUAGUCGAACCAACUCUUAGCCAAGUAGAACAUGGAAAGGAUGAAGAUACGUUGCACAUCAAAACCCAGAAUACCUUAAUUGUACACAAUGUUAUUCAGACUGCUGUUGAUCAACUUGGUAAUGACAAAGAUCUAAGCACUCAAACUUUUGCACUUGAUGCAGAAGGUCAGGCUCAGAUAAGAAAAUCUGAAGAGAAUGUAUCUGAAAGAGAUGAAAAUGAACUGAUAGCACAGCGUGAAAUUAAAUAUUUUACAACUGAAGACUUAGGGCGAGCAGCUUUUGAGCAAACUUCAGAAACUCUAAUUUUUGAUAUUUACAAAGAUGCCUCUUUUUCUGAAAGUUUUGAAAAUAUAGUGGCCGUUGAGGUACAGACAUCUGAAGAAGCCAUUGAAACAAAGAUUGGACCAGAAUUUGACAGUGCAAUGUCAGGAGAAGUAUCUGAUAAGCUAAAAUAUGUACCUAAAAGAGAAACUGAAGACGACAUUUUAUUUGAAUAUUCAGAUGACCCAAAAUUAGUACCAAGAGAAAGUUAUGACAUAGACCUAUGCAAAGAGUCCUUAGAUUUCAAUGGACCAAAACUAAAGGAAACUGUCCAGGGUCUGGAAUGCCAAGAAAGACUAGUAGUUCAGAUAGAAAAAGAAAUUUAUAACCAGUCAGUAGAAGAUAUCAAAACACAGACACAAGAAGAGGUACAUAAAAAUGAUGAGCCUUGUGAGUCUCCACCGAAAUCGGCACCGAAGGGAUCCUGAGGCAUAAUUUAAUUCAGAAUGUGUAUCGUAGGACCAGAAUGUGAAGAAGGCCAUGUAAGAAAGUGAAGGCUGCUGCUGAUUAGACUCAAGACUAAUGUUCCUGAUCUGUGAGAACAGAAGAUUAGGUCUUACUACCUGAAGCCAUUCCUAGAGAGCCACUGACAACCCUGAGACAUCAGGAGCUAUACUCAUCAUUCUUUUAAGUUUGGAUGUUAACGUGUCAUUUCCUCUUUUUGAGACAUUUCUCUUCUUUUCACUUUUCACAUCAUGUGAUGUUUCUGAUUUAAUGACCUUACUUCUGAACCUUGAGAGGAGUUGGAAACAUUUAGUUUCUUAUAUUCCCAAACUUAGUUUAAAAUUCUUCCAAAACUGGAGUGUAAUUCUUUGUGUAUUUAUAUGUAUAUCUUAAAUAAACUUUGUUCUGUUUUUAUUGUAUAUUUUCCUUCACUUCCUGGUUAAGGAGAUAGUCUAUCAUACAUUAUUUGAAGUGCUGGAUGCACAUGACUAUAGUAAAGCCUUGUGGAGUUUUGAGCCACAAGCAAACAAUAAAUGAGGCUUCGUUUGCGACUUUCAUGAGAAAUCUUCCUACUUCAAAGGAAUAAUUCCUACUUUAGAUAUUCAUUCAUGCUUAUUUCCCCAUUUCUAUCAUUACUCUGAAAGAGCGGCUCUUUCACUCUGUAGAGUGAAAAUUUGUGGAAGAGAGUCAGCUUGCUGAUGGAUUUGCUUUAAGCUCUGGUGAAAGUUGUCAGGAAGUCUCAAGAAUUUCGAAUUCUGCAAAUUUUUAGGUCCUCCUUGAUCAUUUCAGAAUGGAUAUUUAGACAUGAAUGUGUACUGAGCAAAAGAAAAAUGUUUUUGAUGUUACAGAGAAAAGAAUACAUUGCUUAAAGUUUUUAGAUUCUAUUGUUCUUGUAUCCUGAAUCAUAUCUACAUACACACAGCAUGAAAUAAGACAAGUGCUUUAGAAAGUGGUUUUUGAUAGAUAUUAGAUUAUGUCUUCUCCAUGUGUAUAUAUAUAUGCCCACUUGUCUUAACAGUGUUUCAUUAUGUUCAUAUACAUUUGGUAAACUGUGAUUUGACAAGUGAUUUAAAUAAAAUAUUUGCUUACA